ACCCCUCCUUCUCCACUAUAUAAGGAGGAGGGAAGGGCAGCAGUUAAAAGGCAGAGGAUAUGAUGCCAUCGAAUCCUUAACAGGAGACACCGUCUUCCACGAUUGGAUUGGCAUCUCCUCCUCCUCCUCCUCCUCCUCCUCCUCUUACCUCGCUUUCGUUCUGAACACAACAAGUGGUAGACGUGUUUAUAUAUGCACUCAUAGAGCUCGUCGCAACAAGCGUCUCAGCAUGGUCCUGCGCACUCUGUCUCCACCCAAAACAGAGGUGAAUGCGACCAUAGCUACCAUGGCGAAGCCGGGGCCACCCGGGACGCCGUUGAUCUUCGACGCCGCCUUCCAUAGCCGGCAGGCCAGCAUCCCCGAGCAGUUCGUCUGGCCCGAAGGCGAGGCGCCGACUCCGGACGCCCACGAAGAACUCGUCGUCCCCCUGAUCGACCUCAGCGGGAUCAUGUCCGGAGACCCCGCCGCGGCUGCGGCGAUUACCGGGUCCGUUGCGGACGCGUGCCAACGGCACGGGUUCUUCCAGGUCGUCAACCACGGCAUCGACGCCGGUUUCCUGGCGGAGGCCCACCGCUGCGUGGAGGCCUUCUUCGUGAUGCCGCUCGCCGAGAAGCAGAGGGCGCAGAGGCGGACGGGCGAGAGCUGCGGCUACGCCAGCAGCUUCGCCGGGAGGUUCGCGAACAAGCUGCCAUGGAAGGAGACCCUCUCGUUCCGCUUCUCGCCCUCGCCGCUCGCCGGUGACAUCGUGGAGGACUACAUCGUCCGCACCCUCGGGGAAGACUUCCGUUAUUCCGGGGAGGUGUACCAGCGGUACUGCGAGGCGAUGAGCAACCUGUCGCUACAGAUAAUGGAGGUGCUCGGGCUGAGCCUGGGGGUUGGGCGGGCGCACUUCCGUGAGUUCUUCGAGGGCAACGACUCGAUAAUGCGGCUGAACUACUACCCGCCGUGCCAGAGGCCGGAGCUCACGCUCGGCACCGGCCCCCAUUGCGACCCCACCUCGCUGACCAUCCUCCACCAGGACGAUGUCCAAGGCCUGCAGGUCUUCGCCGACGGCAAGUGGCGGACCAUCUGCCCCAAGCCCGAUGCUUUCGUCGUCAACAUCGGCGACACCUUCAUGGCCCUGUCGAACGGGAGGUACAAGAGUUGUCUGCACAGGGCGGUGGUGAAUAGCAAGGUGCCGCGGAAGUCACUGGCCUUCUUCCUGUGCCCGGCCACCGACAAGGUGGUGCGACCGCCGGCGGAGCUGGUGGACGCCGACCAUCCCAGGGCGUACCCAGACUUCACGUGGCCCGCGCUGCUGGAGUUCACCCAGAAGCAUUACCGAGCUGACAUGAAGACGCUCGACGCGUUCACGAGUUGGAUUCUGCGGGCCGCGGCGCCGCAGUGAAGAGAGAGAGAUGCGGCCAGGCCUCGGAUUCAUUUUUGGUUCUUGCUAUUAGAGCUAAGGGGAGGGGUCCGAGUUGUGUGUCGACAAAUAAGGCUUCAACCAAUAAGAAGACAAGUCGAGACAGGAGGAGAAAGCGUUAUAUACAUGUAUCUGCCGGUUGCAUCCCUCGCUGUUAAAAACCUUUCA
Musa acuminata subsp. malaccensis (wild Malaysian banana) is the source of this 1573-nucleotide messenger RNA. Its product is annotated as gibberellin 20 oxidase 1-D. Lineage: Eukaryota; Viridiplantae; Streptophyta; Magnoliopsida; Zingiberales; Musaceae. The record is from RefSeq and is a predicted model, not a curated record. Gene Ontology annotation, molecular function: gibberellin 20-oxidase activity. Gene Ontology annotation, biological process: unidimensional cell growth; response to light stimulus; gibberellin biosynthetic process.